Molecule: messenger RNA, 562 nt
Organism: Sitodiplosis mosellana (orange wheat blossom midge)
Lineage: Eukaryota; Metazoa; Arthropoda; Insecta; Diptera; Cecidomyiidae
Exons: 2
Coding region: 138-503 (121 amino acids)
Source: RefSeq, a predicted model, not a curated record
CUUGAAAAUGAUUUAAUGAGAUUUAAUAAUCAUGAUAUGAUGUUUUGAUCAUGAUUAUUGUGACAAUAAACAGGUAAGUGGCAUCACUGUUCAUUGUGUCUAAAGUGUCAAAAUUGAUAUUUCGUUGGCAGAGUUGGAUGGAAGCGGAGUUUAAAUUGUGCAGCGUAAUAGUUUUUUACGAUGUACACUACGAUCUGGAGGACAAUAAAAAAGGAGAUGCCACAUUUCGGGUGAAAUAUGACAGUGUAGAUUUUGACUUAAACAUCGUUCGUGAACAUAAUGCAGAGGUGAAAAGUACUUUGAUUUAUCGCGGUAUCAAUUCGGGCGGUCGUGGACUAUGGGGCACAGCUGUAACAACACAUCCAAACACACCACAAGUUCAAUUGAUUACUAACACUUUACAUUCGAAGCAAUUACCAGUUCCGAGAUCCAUUGAUGAAAACUUUGGCCCAAUGGAAUCUCCCACUGGAUAUGUGCUUGAAAGAGGCCAUAAAAAAGGUUGAAUAUCCCGAAAUGAACUAUCUAGAAUGAAACAAAUUGUUUAAAAUAUACAUGUUGAACA